This is a messenger RNA of Cladocopium goreaui, 1610 nucleotides long. Lineage: Eukaryota; Dinophyceae; Suessiales; Symbiodiniaceae. The record is from the annotation of a GenBank genome assembly.
AUGGAUGUGGUCCCUGGGAACUUUUCGCCGCUGGGGCGGCAGACGGAGCGCACCCUGCAGCGCCUGCGAACGCAGGUGGAGGCGGAGCAGCUGGACUGGUCGCCCAAGACCCAGGCGCCUGAGAGCCCAAAGGAUGAAGCUCAGGACGAAAAGCUAACCCAGGCGACCUUGGACCGCUUUCGUUUGCCGAAGAAAUCUGCCACCGUGGCCACCACCACCUUUAGCACCACGAGUUCCACCGGGCUCGGUUUGACGGCCACGUCGCAACUGGACUCCACCAGCACCUCGCUGGAGCCAACCUUCGACGAGGCAACGGGUGCGGCAACAGUUGUGGCGUCGCCGGCCUUUAGUGCCUCGGGCGAAGGGCAACUCUGCGAGGUGACGAGGGCCAAAUAUGGGCGCUUCAUGCAUCCCAGCCGUGACCCGAGGCCUGAAGCAGGUCACUAUCGCGUGAACGAUUCGUGUUCCUUUCAGCGCCAGCCCCAAUGGGACAUUGGUCAGCGGAGCCGUCAUCGGCGGGCCAGGGAGGAGAAACCAGCAGGUGCCGAGCUGGGCGACAUGUACAACGGCUUCGCCGACGGCCUGGCGCGGCAGGGGAAGUUUGAGCCGAUGGCCCUGGCGCCGCCAAGGCCAGACGUGACCACGUUGUGCCCGCAGUCCAUGACCUUUGCUCCGGCGCAUCAGAAAGAAUGGGCCAAAUUGGAUGGGAGCUCCUCGCGAUCUCAGCGCUAUCCGGACUGGGAUUUCAAGAAGCACAUGUCGGGGCAUCACUUCGACUUGCACAUGAGCUUUCCGUACUUUGAGCCUGGCAAGUAUGAUGUCGAGAUGAAGGACACGGCCACAGGUUUGCCAUUUUCCAAGGUGCCAGGGCGGAACAGGGCGGAGCUAACAGAUGUCAUGUCUCGAGCCCAGUCAGCAGGGGAAAUGAAAAGCGGUGGCAUGGGCCCAAAGAACAGGCUUUUGCCCGAUCGAUCGUGCUUCCGUGGUUGCGCUGCAGCGGUGCCGCGCAAGACGUGUCUACAAGACUUUGCACAGGACCUGGACCGUCCGCCUUUGCUGGUGAUUGAUGCCCCACCCUAUGAUGAGGUCUUGGACUGGCAGAUGUCCUUUGACGCAAGCACUGCUGAUAAGCUCAUCGUCUCCAGAUGUGCAACUCCAUCCAUGAAGGCCAGUCUUGCUCGCCACCAAGCCUUGCGUGGCGCGAGGAUCUUAGGUUGCGAUCCGGGCUUGCAACGCUCGCUGGGGAUUGAUGAAGAGGAAGAAGAGGAAGAGGCCGAUCCUUCGAUACCUUUCUCCUACUAUGACCAGUUUGACUCAUCCGACGGCACUCCGCCGGAACCAUGGAUGAAAUAUGCAGACCUCCUUCAGGACAAUCCACCAAGGGAAGGUGCAUGUGGAAAGGCAAAAGGUAUCCUGAACUUAGACUCCAAGACGGGCACAGAGCUCCACGAUGAGUGGCGAUGGCAACGCUCCGACAUGGGCCUGGCCUUCGGUCAGAUGUCUGGCAGGAACCACAGAUCAGCCAUGCUCAGCUGUUGUGUCGUUUUCCCGCGCUGGCGGAGUGUAGACAACACCGGUGUGUCUUUGCGGCUUGUUGAAGCUGUGGGAAG